CUUUCCGCGCGCCUUUCGCGGCCAGAAUUUUCGCGUCCGCGGCGUCCGUGGCAGUGCAAUGACCGUGCCGUGAUGCUCACUUGGUGAUGUGAUGUGAUGUGAUAGGUGUGAUAGGUGAUAGGAUCGCAGGUACUUGAUGACAAUGCAGCCUUUCCAAUCAACGGCGCGGCUGGAGGGCCCGCGGGAGUCCUCCCCAGAGAGGGCCAAGUCCCCAGACACUCCUACAACACCUGUCCUCAACUUCUCCAUAGCAAGAUUGAUGGAACCGGACAGAAAAAAGUCCGUAUCACCUGAACGGCCACCGCCACCUGGUUUUCUAUCCUACGGAGCUCAACUCUUGGAUUCAGCUUUCAAACAGUACAUUCCAGCUGCAAGAAGACAACUAGUCUCUCACUACCCACUACUUUACUACGGACCGGACUUGGUAUCUUUGACAUACGCCCAUCAGUUACAUUUACCGAGACCACCUCCUGUGCAAUCUCCUCAAAGGCCUCCAAGUCCUCGAGCUCCAGCAGCCGACCACGCGGUGUCCUCCACCACAGGACCUACUCCAUCACCAGCGAAGAACAAAAGCUUUGCUUGCGGUGCCUGUGGUAAAGUGUUCAAUGCUCACUAUAACUUGACAAGGCAUAUGCCUGUCCACACUGGGGCCAGACCGUUCGUCUGCAAAAUUUGUGGCAAAGGAUUCCGACAGGCGUCAACUCUAUGCCGACACAAAAUUAUCCACACCUCAGAAAAACCACACAAAUGUCUCACUUGCGGGAAAGCCUUCAACCGCUCGUCCACCCUUAACACUCAUGCAAGAAUCCAUGCGGGUUACAAACCCUUUGUCUGUGAAUUCUGCGGUAAAGGGUUCCAUCAAAAAGGCAACUACAAGAACCACAGGUUAACCCACAGCGGCGAAAAAGCCUACAAAUGCAGCAUAUGCAACAAAGCUUUUCACCAGAUUUACAAUCUAACAUUUCACAUGCACACGCAUAAUGAACGAAAGCCGUUUACUUGUAGCAUAUGUGCUAAAGGGUUUUGUCGAAAUUUUGACCUCAAAAAGCAUACGAGGAAACUACAUAUGGGUGCAGGGAGCUCUAACAAUGAUUCGUCUUUGGACACGCAAGAUGAGUCCACGCAGGAAGCCAGCACGAGUCCUACGGAGGAAGCCAGCAGGGCAGCAUUUAGGCCUUUCCUAGGAGCAUCUUACCCUCGAAUCUUGGAUCCUGCGAGGAUUACUGCCCCGAACACCUUUUUCUCGAAAUUAUUGUGACCCGAAAAUUAUUUCAAAAAAUUUAGCGAAUCUGAUUGAAUGAAUUGAUUGUGGAUUUGAUAGAGUGAUAGAACGAUACUCACAUUGUAUGUAGCUAAUUGAAUGUCUAUAUUUUGUAAAUAUUUUGAAGAUAUUAUUAGGUGUAGUAGUGAAUACAUAGUUGCUAAAGCUAUUUAUAUUCUUAAGUCUUGAUGUGAUAAAGAAAUAAUUAUAUUAUAAUUCGGCUCUUUUCGAUUCCCUAUCAGCUAUCUUUUGUGGCAAUAAGUAAAUACUGAUCAAAUAUCGUAAAUCUAAAUAAAUACUGUAAAAACAAUUUUAUCCAUUGCCCAUUAAAAUAAACUUAUUUAUUCUCAUCUACCUACUACAAUUUGUAAAUAGAAAACAUGAUUAUGUAUUUAUAUAAAUAGUUUUUAUGUGGAUUGUGUGAUUAUAGUUAUAAUUAGGUAGAUUAUAAGUAUGUAAAUUAAAGAAAAAAACUAAAACGAGUGUUGCUAAAAAGUCCGUAGGAUAUUCUGUUGAAUCACAGGCGCUCUCUCUAUAAGGCCAGGAACAAACCUAACGGACAAAACCAACCUAACCUGCAAACAAAGUUUGAUUGUCAAUAAAUGUUCAAUUUUCGAAUUUCUUGUCCAAUGAUUUCUCAGUUUUCCAUAACUAGAAGUUUCAAAACCUUGCCUUGCUUUGAAUGUUUCGUCGUUGGUUUACCCGUAAUUUUGAAACUAUGAAGAUCAAAAAACUCGCUUCCGCUCCACUCCGUCUGUGUGCGUUGGUCUUUAAUGGCCACACGUCAAUGCCCAUCAACGCCAUAAUUAUCGCGAAAAUCAACGCGUUAAAUUGAGUGGCCACACUUGAACGAUUAACGUCUAAUGCCAAUUGAAUUGGGGUUAAAAUUGUCUAACGCCAAACGGCAUUGUGAAUGCCGUUGUACGUUGAUCGUGGCUAUACAUCUACGUUUAACGGAAAACGGCGUUGAACAUCGUGCUGUGGUUGGGACAUUUAGACUUGGUGACUGAAAGGAAAGAAAAAGCUAUCCCUCGCCUAAGUAGUUAUUCGUCAUGAAAGUUGAAACUGCGUGUUGUAAAUAUUAUUGUUAAUUUCAAUGCAAUAUUAUGAGUGUACCUAUAUCAUCAA
This is a messenger RNA of Maniola jurtina (meadow brown), 2389 nucleotides long. Its product is annotated as fez family zinc finger protein erm-like. The coding region runs from base 137 to 1258 and encodes 373 amino acids. The record is from RefSeq and is a predicted model, not a curated record. Gene Ontology annotation, cellular component: nucleus. The transcript is spliced from 2 exons. NCBI's taxonomy places the organism in Eukaryota, Metazoa, Arthropoda, Insecta, Lepidoptera, Nymphalidae.